Molecule: messenger RNA, 2919 nt
Organism: Sporothrix brasiliensis 5110
Lineage: Eukaryota; Fungi; Ascomycota; Sordariomycetes; Ophiostomatales; Ophiostomataceae
Exons: 1
Coding region: 1-2919 (972 amino acids)
Source: RefSeq, a predicted model, not a curated record
AUGGAACUUGUCGGAGUUGUUCGGUCGCCCCUGGCGUCCUUCCAUGUAUACGGGCAGUCACACCUCGGUCGUGACUAUACCAGAGACGAUGUGGGCCAUUUGUCGGACACCUUCAGAACCUCAGGUUACUUUCCUACACGGGAGGAGAACCUUAUCGAAGCGCUCAUCACACAGAGUGAUUUUUCAUCCAUCCUGGCACAACUGGGCCUAACACAAGCACAGCUCGCUACUACCCUUUGCCUCCCAAACGAAACAACCAACGCGACCGACACAAACUACCCGCUUCUCCUCGACUAUCCCUUAGCCGUUCUCCACGGAAGGCGACGUGUGGCAGCAGGUAUACGAUCCAAACAGACCAACUGGUGGGCUACCAAGCUCUUCUGCGUCAAAGGCACAUGGGUGAAUUUCCCCUCAGCCAUCACGUUCAACGAAGCGGCAGACGCCGAGCUCGUCCAGUACAAGGCCGAGUCGUUCUCACACGAGGCUGCGUACUCCGCCGGCACAAUCUACCGCGGCGUCAUCGAGGCCCGGCGCCACGGUGACGAGGAAAGGGAAGACCUGCUCCGGGACAGGUUGACGAAACCAAGGGACGUCAGCUUGCAAGGUCUGUUGAAAAACAAGCGGCUCAACGCUGCCUUCCAGAAGCUGAUCCCGUUCCCCGGUCUUCUAAAGGGCCUGCAGCUUAGAAACAUCCACAAAGACCUAGCCCUGCACUGCGACGAGCAGAUCGAGCACUAUCUCGGCCACAUCUUGGCGACCUGGGUCGGCAUAACAGGCGGAAAUGCGAGCCUUGCGCUGGCGACGGACGCGGACACGGUGAAGCAUCUACAGUUUCGCGCCCCCUCGUCUUACUCCCGCGAUCGAUACGACAUCUCCCGCCUAAUAGUGAACCACACCGUCUGGAAGCGCGUGACCGACGUCGACACCCGGAAGCGUCUGGAACGCCAGCUCUUGUCUCUGACCGUGGUCAUUCCGAGCAUUGAGACUCUGCAUGAAAACAUGAAGUAUCUGCGGCUCGGGAUGAAGGUCGUGCGUGACCAUUUCAAACAGCACACAUCACGGGAGCUGCCGCGUGGGGCUACGUCGGCAUCGGCGACAACAACCGUGCCCACACUCUAUGAGAGCCUAACGCGAGAUUGGAAGGCACCGGCAGCGGCCCCCCAGGUCCCAGAUCUGCAAGGCAUUCAGAACUUGACGCCCUACACGGCGUAUACUGCGCUCGUCUUGGCUACCCUCCGGGACUUUCCCCACUUACAGGCCGAGGCGCCACGGCAAGAAAAGCGAGGACCGAGGCUGCCGACGAACGUGUCUCAGUACCAUAAGCGACGUCUUACGCAACUCGCCGUAGCCUACGGGUUCGACAACUCCCACAUUCAAGACAUCCUCCAGCGCGUGCACCCUUCUCAGGACGCGCCACGCAACGAACACUGCACCGACCGGCUCCGCAACAGCCCAGGGCCGAUUGCCGACUGGCGAGGUGGCCGACCGUUUACAAAAGCCUACCUUGCUCUGCAAACCGAUGGAUUUCUUCAUAUCCUCGCACGUCAGCCGGUCGAUGUUCUCUGUCCGGCCUUUGUCCUCUGUGACUUCAUGAAGGCAUUUUUCGAUCUCUCGCAACUCACCAUCACCAGCACCGUGGACGAGCCAACUUCCAAUAGUACUGACCCUUCGGACACGAUCAUGGACAGCACCAUGGGUGAGCCAACCACUGACGUCCCCGACAUCGCGAACACUACUGUCGACAGCGCCGCGGCCGAGCCAACUUCCAAUGGUGCUGGCCCUUCGUACACGAUCAUCGACAGCACCAUGGAUGAGCCAAAAACCGACGUCCCCGACAUCGCGGAUAGUACUGUCGACAGCGUCGCGGCCGAGUCCCCUUUCGAGGACGUUUCCAUGGGGGAAGCCGUGAACAGCGGAGGAGGCGGUACAAGGGCUUCUAACAACCGGCGCUUUGCUGGCAACUGGGCCAAGCGGUUACCGCCCAACAACGGGCCGCCAGGGUCAACCUCUGGCAAGACUCGGCGCCUCGCGACUCAAUUGGGCGCGGGGCCCGGCAGAGCUACGAGCUCUACACCGACGCCAACAAUGCCGCCACGCCGUGGGGGCCGGGGAGUGACAAAGCAAGCUCAGCGCGCCGACACAAUUCCUCAAAAUGAUGCUGCACUGUCGGGGUUUUUGGCAGAUGUAGUGCAAGCACAGACAGGUAAAUUCCACUUUCCUGUACAAGCUUCGAUGCCCGAGCCCGACACCCGAGGCGCCGGGGGCAAUGGAAACCAGACCAUGCCCCAACGCCUGAAUGUACGACCACCCCAAACAGCCUUGUCCGGAGAUGCAUUACUAUUUUUGAGGGCCGUGACCCGAAAUGCACCACCACCCUCAACUGCUGUAGCCCGAGAUACACCACCACCGCUAACGGCCGUGGCCCAAGAUGCACCACCACCCCCAACGGCGGUGGCCCGAGGUGCACGGCCGCCCUCCAUUGGCGUGCCCCCGAUACGAGAAAUGCGGUCAACAAAAAAGCUGAGAAAAUUGCCGCAGGAUCAGCAGGCGCAGGAAAGUACUAGGUGGUUCGUCAGAAACGAUCAUAGAGAGACCCCAACGUCGCAAGGGCCGGUGUACUCCGCUACUGUGGGGCUCUCUACAGAUGAGUUUGCGAAUAACUUUGCGUAUCAGUUGGCGGGUCAGGAUACGGAUGAGUUUUCUGCAACACGCCUAGGGUAUAGCAUUGAAGACCUAGAAGACGACGCUCCGUCGCGGAAGCGAGGGGCAGAAGUGCUCGACGAGUUGCCAGAGUCUGCCACCCGCUCAAAACCUUCACGUGUGACGGAAGAGAGACAGAAAGAGAGACAGGAAGAGAGACAGAAAGAGAGACAGAAAGAGAGACAGGAAGAGGAAGAGGAAGAGGAAGAGGAACUAUAA